Messenger RNA from Perca flavescens (yellow perch), 6065 nucleotides. RefSeq names its product phosphatidylserine synthase 2 (gene ptdss2). Bases 356 to 1855 code for a protein of 499 amino acids. Gene Ontology annotation, molecular function: L-serine-phosphatidylethanolamine phosphatidyltransferase activity. The transcript is spliced from 13 exons. The record is from RefSeq and is a predicted model, not a curated record. Gene Ontology annotation, biological process: phosphatidylserine biosynthetic process. Lineage: Eukaryota; Metazoa; Chordata; Actinopteri; Perciformes; Percidae.
CACUCCAUGCCCAUGUGAUGUGUGUCUGGAGUGUAGCCUGCACUGUGUAUGGUCUAGAGCGGAUUGUCUGUUGCUGUAGAAGCAGUCUCCACUCUCCAGGCGAAGUGUAACACAGAUUACCUCUAAAUUGUUUUUCUUUCUACUAACACGGAUUUCAAACGUUUGUACUGAUGUAGCGUUAGCAGCUCCAGAACCUAUCCGGAUUUCAGUCAGUAAUCCCACAAAUCCAACUGGAUGCUGACAGUCAUUUGGGUGGGGCUGACGCGGAUGACAGUACAAGGGAGCAGAGCCCAGGGAUAAGCCAAACCGCACAGCAUCAGUUUAAAGCAACAAGGUCAGUGGGGUUGGUAAAGCCAUGACCAAGCCCGAGUCGAAGAAAAGCGGCGUGGCCGCGAUCAACGUUACCGGCAAGUGCGCCACAUCCGCCGCCGAGCAGGUCAACAACGGUUCAGUCGAGCCGGACUGUCCGGAUCAAAGCACACAUAUCAAAGCUAAUGUGACGAAGCAGACUUCCAAGGAGAGCAUGCAUCGGAGAAACACGGAGUGUGAAGUAUAUGACGACGGGACCAACACCUUUUUCUGGCGAGCCCAUACUGUGACCGUGCUGUUCAUUCUGACCUGUGCUCUGGUCUACGUCACGCUGUUGGAAGAAACCCCCCAGGACACGGCCUACAACACUAAGAGGGGGAUUGUGGCAAGCAUUCUGGUGUUCCUCUGUUUUGGAGUGACACAAGCCAAAGAUGGACCCUUCACCAGACCACAUCCAGCUUACUGGAGGUUCUGGCUUUGUGUCACUGUCGUCUACGAGCUGUUCCUCAUCUUCAUCCUGUUCCAGACGGUGCAUGAUGGACGACAGUUCAUGAAGUACAUUGACCCCAAGCUUGGGGUACCGCUCCCUGAGCGGGACUAUGGAGGAAACUGCCUCAUUUACGAUCCAGGCAACACCACCGACCCCUUCCACAACAUCUGGGACAAGAUGGAUGGCUUUGUUCCAGCUCACUUCCUCGGAUGGUAUAUCAAGACUCUGAUGAUUCGGGAUUGGUGGAUGUGUAUGAUCAUCAGUGUCAUGUUUGAGUUCCUGGAAUACAGCCUGGAGCACCAGUUACCUAACUUCUCAGAGUGCUGGUGGGACCAUUGGAUCAUGGAUGUGUUGGUGUGUAACGGUCUGGGGAUCUACUGUGGCAUGAAGACCCUGGGCUGGUUGUCAAUGAAGCCCUACCAGUGGCAGGGCCUGUGGAACAUUCCUACAUACAAGGGGAAGAUUAAGCGUAUAGCAUUCCAGUUCACUCCGUACAGUUGGGUGAAGUUUGAGUGGAAGCCUGCUUCAAACCUUCGUCGCUGGCUUGCGGUGUUGGGCAUCAUCUUUAUGUUCCUCCUGGCGGAGCUGAACACCUUCUACCUGAAGUUUGUGUUGUGGAUGCCUCCUGAACACUACCUGGUGCUGCUCCGCCUGGUCUUCUUUGUCAAUGUAGGAGGCGUAGCCAUGAGGGAAAUCUACGACUUCAUGGAUGACCCGAAGUUUUACAAGAAGCUUGGCCAGCAGGCGUGGCUGGUGGCAGCAAUCACAGUGACCGAGUUCCUCAUAGUGGUCAAGUACGACCCCAACACCAUGAUGCUGCCCAUCCCUUUCUUCGUCAUGCAGUGCUGGCUCUUAGGAAUCCUCCUCAUCUUUACCUGGACACUAUGGCGGUUUUUCAUCCGUGACAUCACGCUCCGUUAUAAAGAGACCCGUCGACGCAAACAGGAAGUCCCAACGGACCGGGAGCGCCCACUGGGCAACGUGGGCACAGCCACCCCGUCCGGGCGGAGCAAACUCAACGGCAGCUCCGAGACGGUGCGGCAGAGGAAGUCCUGAGGGGGCAACGCCAGUCUUAACCUGUCGGCAAGGGAAGGGGAAAGGACAAGGUUUGAUUAGGAAAAACGAGAAGACUGAAGGAGAGUGGUGACACAAAGAAACAUGUAGAGGCAAACAUACAGACACAUGUAUGUGCUGUGUAGACUUCUUUUGUGCCUACAUGAACCAAGUAGUCAUUCAACAGACGCAAGGGGGGCAACUUUCAUCCGGUGCAUUGUCUAGUUAUUGUCUUACAGUACUACAUGGAUUUACCUCACUCAAUUUUUUUUUAGGAGCUUUUGGGGAAUUAUAUACCGGACAAGAUACAUUGUUGUUAUUUAUACAUUACUUUGGAUGUUGAUUGACAAGGGGGAAAAGGAAAAUGCUGAAUCAAAGCGAAGUAGUUCAAGGAGGGAUAUAGGUGACCAGGGAAGUAGCUAGACGUGUGACCAAUGAUCCAAUGACCGCAGUUUUCCAUUUUCUCAGCUGCACACUUUGUCUUAGCGUAAGCGUCAGAAACAUGUCCGCUGCUGUAAAUUAGCUUUGUGUUCAGUGCAGAUGAGAAAAGGGAGCGUAUUUGGAGCAGUAAUGAGGUGUAGGUAACUGAUGUUCAAAGCUUAAUAAUGAUAAUUGUUAAUGUCUGUUGAAUAAUGGUCUGUUUUUUUUUUCUUUUCUUUUUUACAGUUUAGACUACUUUUUUCUUAGGUUUGAUUGCAGGCUCCUGAUAAUCACUACUUAUUUUACAUGUGGGAGACAAUAUCAGCUUUUCAUUUCCAGUUCAAGGUUUUCAUUCCUGGAAGCAGUGGGCGUCGAGGUCCUUGUAACUGCUGCGGGAUCCUCGCUCAAGCCUCUGUCCUUCAGGCUUGGUUCUUUAAAAAAAAUGACAAUAAUCGAGAUGUAACAUAUUCUAGUUAUUUAACUGCUGAUUAUACAUUAUAUGUGGGGUAGAGUUUGGGUGUUUUCUGUAGAUGUUUUGUUAUCGCUACUGUUAUUUCACUAUAACACUAGAUUUUACUCAAGUUCAUUUUUGUGAAAUGAGGUACUGAGAAAUCUGCAGCACCCUAAUGAAAACACCCAUGACAAUCCUACUAUGAUACAAAGAUGUGCUCCUCAGCUGUAACAGGCUCAACUAAUGGCUCAUUCAGUCCCAUCAGAAUGUGAAUUUAAUAUGAUUCCCUGAAUGCCUCAUGUUUUUAAAUGGAACUCUGAAAUUGUGUUAAAAUAUCAUGUUCUGCAUUGUCUGAAUAAGCUGAAACAAAAUGAAAGCCAGCCUUAUCUUAAGAGGGGGAAAUGAUGGUUAAUGUUUAGUUGUGUUUUGGUUUGGGAAGAGAAGAGAACCAUCCUUUUCCGGCUCUGUGGGCUUGCCAUAUUGCACAUGCAACAAGCCAAAGCUUAGAUCCCAUUCUUGCUAAAGCCAUACAUGCCACUCAAACAGCUGUUAAACGUCAUUUAGAUUUAUUUUCAUUUCGACUAAAGCAGAGUCCCAAAGCCAUCAGUUGUGUCAGCGUACAAUGUUUAUAUUACAAAAGGCAAAUUAUUAUUGAAACCAAAUUUACUUAUGUUAAAAAAAAUGGAGACCUUAACGCCCUUAUUUCUGUGACGAUGAUUGUCUCUCAGUCUAAACAUGUUGAAUCAUCUCAGUAGUGUUUGACGUCCUCGUCAGUUAAAAAGUAGAGUUACAAAAUGUAGAGCGUAUCGAUUAGUCGACUGAAAAUGAAUCUGCAACUAUUUUGACGAUCGAUUAAUUGUUUGUGAUUUAUUUUCAAGCAAAAAGGCCAAACAUUCUCUGGUAGGAGCUUCUCAACUGUGAUAAUUCUGCUUUUCUUUGUCUUAUGUGGUAGUAAACUAAAUAUAUUUAGGUUUUGGACUGUUGGGCGGACAAAACAAGGGCAACUAAAUGUAAAUGAUUCAACUCAUAAUGGCAAUUUUUUCCACGUUUUGCAGAAUAAUCUGCAGAUUAAUCGAUAAUCAAAAUAGUUGAAUACAACCUUAGUUAGACGUUCUCAACUUUCCAUAAUGCUACCAAAGAUAAGCUUUACACUGAAGUCCAACUGAAAAUAACACUAUGUAACCCACUUGUGUCCGUCAGAAUAGUCUUUGUCCUGUUCAGGUCUUGUGGCUGUCAGAGAAUCAGCUGUAAGUGUCCGUGUCAGUGGUUACAUCCUACAUAGUUGAAGACAAAGUAGAAGACAUCUGUGAAUCUAGCUCCAGAUUAUCCUGUUGUAAACUAGGCUGGUGUUUAAUGAUACUAUAGUCAUUUUCUUGUGAAUGUAAUCCAGCAGAAUCUACUGUUCAAAUGAGAGGGUCUGUUCAUCAUCUAUCACUUUAUUUUGCCAUAAACACUGAACUGAAGUUUGCCAUCUCAGCAAGGCUCAUUCUCAUGCUUAUCCAGACUCUAACAAUCUUUCACCCUCUUUUUUUUGAACACAGAUUAUUGAGCAAAUUUAAAACCCUAAAAACAAUGUUUAGCUGAUAUGUCAACGUUUGUACUUGUUAUCCCAUGCUGCUCUGCUAAUUCAGUUGCUUGUGAACUUGGUAGAAGUUCAGGAAAGUUAGCUUUUUUCCCCCCAUUUAUUAUUAUUUAUUUUUUUUAAAUGAAAGCUUUUUAGACAUUGGCUGGGGGUUCACACUAGACCUUUGCCCAUGCCUUGGAUUGGUUGAAGUGCUUUUGUUUGAAAUCUUUGAAGACCUACACCGACCCAAGUCAUGAAUUUGCACAUCAGCUCUGAAAUCACAAAAUAUUGAAUUUAGAAACUGAACUUUUUGAGCUGUGGAACAAAAUAGGAACUGGUCCCCAGAAAAAGGACUUGUGUUUUAGGGUUCAGUGUGGUUUCACUUGCAGCCACAUGGGGGCAGUAGAUGUUCUGUUACUGCCUCUGCCCUGUGUUCUCGUCUACUGGACAAUGAUCAUUUGAAACUUGCUGUAAAAGUCAUUUUCAACUUGGUUUGUGCAUAUGUAAACAUGUUAAAGAUCAUAAAAACUGAAAGAUGCUGCUGCACCACCUACUUUUAUAAUGUUUUCAAUAAAAUCGACUGAAAACCUGAGGCCUACACUGCAGUGAUGCGCCUUUCGGACUUCAAAAUUAAACCCUCUCAUGUAAUAUGGCUUAAACAAACGUCAACGUUAAACGCUGAUGCAGUUUUAAAGGUUUUAUGAUUUCAGGUUAACUAAUUGUGUGUGUGUGUUUGUUCGUUCGUGUGUGUUCCGCUCUCUGUCAAUAUGCAGAGAGAACAGAUAAGCUUACGCGCUCAGACGCUUUUGGAACCAAAAUUUGUGAAUUAUAUUAUGUGGGUGGCUUCAUUGUUGAGCCAUAUUUUUUCACUUGGCAUACGUUUUUAUGUUACGCUUGUCCUUUUUUUUUUGACAGUUAUGAAUUUGCAAAUAAAGCAUUAAUUAAAAAAACAUGCAAAGUCAUCGCAGUUGCAUCAAAUAAACAAACGUUAACAUCAGGGAGACAACAUUAACAAAUCUGCCCACUAUAGGCUAUGUAUGGCUAUUGUAAAUUUAAAAGUUUAAACAGCGUUCAGUUAAUUGCAUCAUGCUCACUAACUUAACCGUGACUUCAUUUAGAAAACAAUUAGCGAUUUCAUAUUCUGAACAUCUGAGUUUACGGUUGGACACGCCCAGGCACGAGACGGGAGGUCUCCAGGCUGCAGCCAUCACUCCUGAACUCUGGUCUCAGGGAGAAAGGUGCUGCCGUGGCCGAUACCGUGGACAGUAAAAGACACGCAGCAAGAAGAAACGCUAGUGGUUCACGCUGGCGCACAUACUGCUAUUUUGGCACGCGGUUUUGGAUUUGCUUAUUUUUUAUUUACUUGUUUAGUGGAGGCAAUCCAGAAUUACUGUCGGUGAAAUUAUAAUCAUGUGUGCAAUUAACAGAAGUCUAACUAAAUGAACAGUCUCAGAACUUUGCCUGUUUUCUAAAAGGUUACCCAAAUAAAGACUAUUUACUUUUUAUGAAUAGGUUAGAGAGAUGUAUUGUUAUUCUCCUAGUGUACGUAUUCUCCUAGUGUCAGACACAUGAAAAAACUUGUUUCAUUAUUUUGGCAGAAUGUAUGUGUUAUAUAGUGACUGUUGAAUGUUAUUACAGUCUACGACCAGUAGGGUGCUCCAUCGUAUUGGGUAUAAGGAGUUUACAUAGAGCGGGGAGUGGCAGUAUACCACUAGAGUAAAUGUUCCAGGUUGUAACGUUACCAACGUGUUGCCGGCAAUAAAGCUAGCUCAAUGGAA